AUGGACAGCGAUGGAAAUGUGAGUUUUCAAAAAAAAUUUUUUGAAAAAAAAUAUAAUCUGAUUUUUGAUGCAGAGUGUAAAUUCAAGCGAAGAUGAAGCGUUCGAAACUUGUCGUGUCUGUGAAGUGGAUUUGGAUGAAUCUAUUGAAAAAAUCAGGAUUCCAAUGGAUCCUCAAGAAGCGAUGAGAUGGAUUCAACUUCUUGGCCAAAGGUGCUUCGAAAAUUGGUAUACCUAUCCUGCCCCGCAUUUCAUUUGUAUGAACCAUGCAUUAGAUCAUGAUUUGAUUUGUUGA
Molecule: messenger RNA, 292 nt
Organism: Caenorhabditis angaria
Lineage: Eukaryota; Metazoa; Nematoda; Chromadorea; Rhabditida; Rhabditidae
Source: the annotation of a GenBank genome assembly